UAUUGAUGGUAAUCAUGAACGGAGUCACUCCAAGGAAAUGAUAUUCAAUAUUAAAAGUUAAAAAAAUGGAAUUGAUAACUGUAAUGCUGAACACUGAUGCCUAGCGGUAAUUUUGAUAUUUUAAAGUUUAAUUUCAUUUUUUUAAAAUUUAUUAUUAAUUAAGGAUAGAUUUUACUUUAUUUAUGUUAAGUAAGUGUUUCGAAGCGGUUUUUUCUGAUAUAGUUAUAAUUAUCUUACUUAGUCAAUCUUAAAAUUAAAAGGGAUCGGAUGGACCGUACGCGACUUCUUCCUAUUCAAGACUCAAGCUACUCCUUGCCUUAGCCUUAGCCUUAGACUAAGACUUAGACUUAGCACUUAGACUAGUUGAACUAUAGUUAGUAAUACUAGAAAAUAUAAAUGAAAGGACUUCUUUCAAGCUUAGUAAAUGAAUAAAAUAGCAAAACGAGGUAUGUGUGAAGCUUGAAUAAAUAAGAAUAAGAUAACAAUAACAGGACAAAAAACAAGGACAUUUCAUUUCGACAUAAAGCCUUCCUCAGCCAACAGUAGAAAUGAAAAUAUAACUUCUUGAGUUGUCUACUGUGCUCUAUUCUUUGUUUUUUGUCCUGUUAUCUUAUUCAAGCUUCACACAUACCUCGUUUUGGUAUUUUAUUUAUUAGUAAUACUAUUCAGACUCUUACUCACAAUCCGACUCUCAUUGACUCUGACUAAGUUUAAGGAACUAACAAUUAACAACUAACUUCUAAACUAAUAAUGUCAGAUACUAAAAUUAAAACGGUAAACAAUGGGGACGCCUGACACUAUUUUAUCGAAUUUCGCAAAUGUAUCCCUAAAUCAAUCCCUAUGCCUAACCUGAACCCUAAAUCGAUCCCUAUGCCGAUGCCUAACCUAAACCCUAAUUCACUGCAACUAUAAUAAACUUACAAAAGACGCCGUGGCAGCCGUCCUCGGAUUUAGCCAUUAAAACUAAGUCUAAGUAACCUAUUAAAGUAAAAGAGGCGGCAAUCCUCCGAAGUCCGGUCCCAAAUUAUUUUGUAUGAAGAAAAUUGGAAUACACAGUUUUUAUUGUUAGAAAAUAGUUGAAAUGUCAGUCAUAGCUUUUGCAAAUAACUGUCACUUUACAAACCAGUCAGUAAAUACUAAAUGUUGUAAUUGGCUCAUAGCAUUUGCAAAUAGCAGCUGAAAUUGUUCUGCUUGUUACUGUUACGCUACUGAAAGGCCCCCAUGUAGUUGGCAAACAGACCGCGACUAGUACCACUCUGAGAGCGAAGUUUACGUUUCACUUGCAUCAAAAGUCCUUCAAUAGCUUUUGUGUGAAUGUCCUGGUCUACUGAAUCAACAAAUUCACGCGUUUGCACAAUGACAGCGUGGGCAUAAAUCUCAUUGUUGAGCUGAGCGACAUUUUGAUAUCCUCUCCAAGCGUUCAUGACGAUAGGGUCCUUGGUAACACAUGAUUAGUGUUAAUGCGCUUGAGUGUUUGUGCAUCUCGAUGUCCAACAACCUCCAUCUAACAUCGUCCUCUACCACGCUCAACCAAGCAGACAACCCACUUAUCAACGCGUCCCUGUCCACUGUUCUAUUUUCUAUGGAAAAAGUAACUCAUCCAUCUCAACAAAAACAGACUGGCAGUUUGCAUCAAAGCCUCCCAGCAGUUGAUUGGUUGUCAGCAUCCAUUGACAGAAAUCCUGACAAAGAUAAUUGUUAUAGUUGAUGAUAGUGUCCCAGCUAACUAGGCUCUCGAACAACAUAACGUGUUUGCACUUGACUUCAUAAAUCUAAUAAUACAUGAUAAUAACUGUUUUUCACUUGUUAGAUUGCAAUUGGCAAAGAAUGACCCAGUUCUAACACUACCGCGGGUGUUGCAUGGGUAACAACGCCACUAAAAACCGUAGUUGCAUUCCGCACGAGCGACUAACGCCAUUGUUAUUUUUGAUCAAGCAGUGUCGGCCCAGCCACUCCAACCAUUCAAGCUUGUUUGACAUUACAGCAUACAACUCACAUGGAGUUACUUCAAUUCUGCCCUGUUGUGCUGCUGGAAAAAUAAUCAAACUUAUCGUUGCGGCUGGUCUACCUGCCAUAAUUUAACAAAUUUAUUGAAAUGUACACAAACAUGAAUUCCAAAACAAAAUGAUGCCUAAGACUUUUAAGUAAGGAGUAAUCAUUGGAAAUAAUUUGGUACUGGACUUCGAAGGAUGAGGCUAAUUAAAUCAUUUCAAACUAGGUUCUUCGGCUUGGUAAAAAAAUUUAAAAAAUUCAAAAUAAUUUUUUAAAUAUUACAGUUAUUUAGAGCAAAUUUCAAAUAAAUAAAUGAAAUUAGAAUAAACUUUUUAGCUUUAGUAAUUUUUAGCUACGAAUUGUUAAAGUGUGAGUUCGUUUGGUAUUUUUUACUAUGAAUGAAACCUCCACAUCUUGUGACCUCUUUCCACAGAUCGGGUCAUGCACAAUUACUAUAUAGUUUAUAUAAGACAACGCAUCCCCUUAUUGCAAAAAUAAUGUUUAGGGACUAUUUAUUUUGCACUUUCAACUUCGGCACAUGACUAAUUAAUUAAAGCUUUCCCUAACCAAUGAUUUAAUAGUUUUUGCACAUGGCAAACUUUUAUGAAUAAAACUCUGUAAUAGUAUACUACGGUAUAGCCAAUAUGCAAGUAACUGUGAAUGGCUGCCCAUGACAACGUUUUGCACACAGCAAAUUAUUAUCAAUUAUAAUACAAAUUUUACUGGGAUUUUUAACCUCAAAUUAAAAUAUUAUUCUUUAAAUAACAUUUAAGCUCAAUCUAAAACAUAACUUAUAAAUAUUUUGAUGUAAAUAGUGGUAAUAAUUAAAUAUUUCCCAAGUAUCGGCAUCUUCUGCCAUUAAAAAGGGGACAUGGCCCACUCCAUGUCGAAAUUAGGCAAAGCGUCCUUAUGGUAAAACAGGUUACUGGGACAAGCGUAGCGAUCGUCAGACACGACCUACAUCAAUGAAAUUUGGCACACAUAUACAUCAAUAUAUAAUGCUUUUCACAAUUUAAUAUGAAAGACCUAGAUGCCUUAUAUGAUUUUUAAAACAAAUUUCGAUCAAAAAGGCAAAACUGUAUGUUGGAAUGUAGGUCAAGAUGUCCCCUAAUGUGGAAGGAUACUACAAUUUUAUGACAAAAUAGUCCCUUAAUCAACGGAAAUACCCAACGUCCAAAAAUUAAAAAUUUUGAUUCUUCUGUGCCGCCGCCCAUUUCCCAUACAAAUUUUGAAGUAGUCUCCCUUGCUUUACCGAAGAACCUAGCUCAGAAAUGGACUAGGCCUUAAGACUCAAGCUUUUUAUUUUAUUACAGUAUACGUAAUAAUUAUUAGACUAAUAAAAUAGCAGUCACAAGGGACUGAGUAAUUGCUUACCCAAGUGUUCCAUGCCAACCAUGUAUGCUAGUUUUAACUGAAAUGAAUGAUUAAUUUGAUGUAUAAUAAAAUUUUAACACAGAGACCUAAUUUGUAAUCAAUACAUAUUUUAUAUUGACAAUCAUGGAAAGAGCCUUUAAAAUAUUUCCAAAUUUCUAAUAAUAGGCCUAUAUUAUAGUUUAGGCCAAUUAUAUUUAUAAAUGAAAUAAAUGUAGUAAUAUGUAAGUGAAUUAAAUAACAAUUUUGCCAAAUAGACUGUACUUGAAUUCAAAUUCAAGCAUUCAGAAAAUUUUGAAUAAAUUGUAAUAAUUUUUUUAUUUAUAUUCAUACAUGUCAAAGGGACAGCAGAAGAACCAGUUACAACAUAAUCAUGCAUUGCAUGUACAAGCAAAUCCACCCAGCUACUGGAAUAGAACAUUGCAUUUGUGCCCAUUUCUUUAGUUGGGAAGAAAAAAAUUUGAUUGUCGCUGGAGUAAAUCAGUUGCAUGUGUAUCGACUCAGUUCUGAACCUGAGGUCAGUUAUGUUGUUAAAAAAAUUAUUCUUAAAAGAAAUUUUUACCCCAAAAGUUAAAAUGAUGAAAUUUAAAUCACUGAACAUCAACUAUUAAUUUAGGAAAUUAUUUAAAAAAGAGUCAUUUAUUUGAAUAGGUUUUAAAUAUCUAUAUUUUGUUGUUAUAUUUCAAUUUGAAUCAGGUAAGCUAUUACUUGAUAAGGAAGUAAUGAUGUGGUAAUACUUAAAUGUAAACUUAUCCUUAAUUUGCUAUUCACCAACAGCUGGUCAGCCCAGAUGGCUUACUUGUUACUGAACCUGAAAAAGGUUAGUAAUAUUUAAUGACUUUGUUAUUUUUCUUAUAUACCAGUUUCCUGCCAUAGAUAUAUGUUGAUCUUUGAAACAGUAUCCAAAUAUCUCUAUAUAACCAUUAAUAAACUGAUUUUUUAUUUGUAAUUUUUGUCUUCUAGAAGAUGUAAAGACUCGUCUUGAGUGCUUGGCUUCAUACAGUGUCCAUGGGAAUAUACAAUCGCUUGCAGCUGUCAAGCUUGCUGGUGCAAACAGGGAUGUAUUGCUUCUCAGCUUCUUAGAUGCCAAAGUGAGUUGCUUGUUCACAAGUGUAGAUGAAAAUAAUUUUGGUGCCUUUCUUCUUUUCUCAGGCAUCUGCAUAUGUUUUUUUUCUUCAAAAACUAACUAUAAAGCCCCUAUAAAAAUGUUCAUAAUUGACACCUAAAAAUCUUUAAAGAUAAUUUUAACCAACUCCCUGAAGUUACUAAUGAGGUGAAUGUUAAUUACUUUUUAAAUAAUUUUUUAUUUUUUAAAUAAAUUCUUGUUAAAAUUGCUGAUGGGAGUUUGCAAUAUUAUUUGGUAGUUAAAAAUUUUAGGUCAAAAUUAGUUCCAUUAACAUUUUGAAAUCCUACAUUUCUACAAGUAAAUACUGAUUCCUUCAAACAUUAACACUUACUCAUCUACAGGUAACUGUAGUCUUCAGAGCUUGACACUUAACAUAACAUUUAUCUUUAGAAAAAAGUAUUUAUAAAUUGUCUUUGCCAAUCUUAACUUUCAAAUAUUCCAGCUGUCAGUGGUAGAAUAUGAUCCCAGCACACAUGACCUUAAGACCUGUUCAUUGCACCAGUUUGAAGAACCUGAGCUGAAGGUAAGCCUAUCAAUAGCUCAAAAAUAUUUUUUUUUCAAACUUUACACUUUGACUUAAUGAAAUACUCCAAGUAAAUUAUUUCUUGUUAACUCUUAAAGAAUCAGGCGCUCUACAUAAGCUCUGCUGUUUUCAGAUGUAAAUCUACCUAAAGUUGACUGUUUAGGGACUUGACAAUAUUUCAUUACUUUUCUUUUUGGUGGUGGGGGGGGGGGGGGGGGGGGGCGGAGUUUUCACAGAUUAAUUUUUCUUAUGAAUUAUUGUAAUAGCUGAUAUACAAUCUUGAGUUUCGUUAUCAUGUUAUUUUUAAAAUAUCCAUUCAUAAUUACAGGGUUUGUUAAUUUAAUAUUAUUUAUUGAUAAAUUUUCAUUCAUGUAAUUUAUUUCUAGAGUAAAUCAAAUCAGCAUAGUUUUCAAAAAAAAAAAGAUGGAUAGCUUCAUGUAACAGAAAUACAUAAUUAAUCAAUUUCCAUCAUUAUAAGAUAAUAAUUUUUAUAAUUUCAUACAUUUUUAGGGUGGUUACCACAGCAAUAUUCACCUUCCCAUUGUCCGUAUUGAUCCUGAUGGACGGUGUGCUGGAAUGCUUAUCUAUGGGACACAUCUGGUUGUUCUACCAUUUAGAAAAGAUGCUUUAAUGGACGACCUGGAUUCACUUUCAGGUAGUGUUGGGAAGUAAGUAUAUUGUUGAAAUUUUGAAAGCAUCUCUAUAUGCCUAUUUCACAUAGUAAUAGUGUAUCUUUCACAAUAUUUUAAGUUGACAUAAUAAUAAGGAUUUGGUAAAAUCAAACUUAAUUAUUUUUUUAUAACCCUGCACACAUUUGAAAAAGAAAUUAUGAUUUAUUGCUUUUGUGGUUGAGACAUCCAAUGAUUACAAUUUAUUUAAGUGGUAUAACUGGGUUGUCUUUCUUGAAUUUAACGCAUAUGUAAUUUAUACAAUAUGUUCUUCUGGCGUUGCUAUAAAAUAAAAUGUAUUUUCUUCAGGUCUCCUAUUAUGUCCUCAUAUACAAUAGACCUCAGAAAAAUGGAUGAAAAGAUAAUAAACAUUUUGGACAUCCAGUUUCUUCAUGGUUACUUUGAGCCCACUGUUUUUAUACUCUACGAACCUCUUUCAACGUGGGCAGGGUAAGUAACAUGUGUGUAUGUAUCGACUCAGUACUGAGUUGAUAAACUUGAAAUUUUAUAAUGAUAUUUAUGAGAGACUUGGCUGUACAGUCUCAAGUGUCUUUUCUACCAAAGUAAGGUAGCUUUAUAUCUACAGUGUGAACCAAAUAUGGAGAUGCAAUGCACAUUUUGUUAAAAAUUAAAAAAUUUUUAGAGAAGGAAAAGGGGCUUUGAAAAUCAAAAGGCUAACACAUUAGUAGAAAGUAAGCAUCCUGUUGUCCAUAAAAAGCUAUGAAGCUAAUUUCACCUACUGCCUGAAAGACAAAAGCAUAUAGCUAUUCAUGUUUUUGGUGUCAUUGUAUAUUGCAAUGAUUUAUAGAAUAUACUUUUUUUAAUAUUAUUGGCAAGGGUUCUUCAUUAAAAAGUGUUUUUGAUUUUGUUUAUGAUAUCUAGGAGAACAGCAGUCAGGACGGACACAUGUUGUAUAGUCGCAAUCUCAUUGAAUAUUCAACAAAAAGUGCAUCCUGUCAUAUGGUCCCAGGCCAGUUUACCAUUUGAUUGUUUUAGUGUAGCACCAAUACCCAAGCCCAUCGGUAAGUUGGAAUGAAGUGUUCACACAGAUCGUUUGUAGAAUGUUGUGAGCACUAGUUGAGCGUGAAUAGCUGUUGUUGUUGGUUACAUUUUGAUUGCAUAGUUCGACUUUCCUGCAGGUGGAGUGCUCAUUUUUGCUGUCAAUUCUCUACUGUAUCUCAAUCAAAGUGUGCCACCGUUUGGUGUUUCACUAAACAGCAUUGCUGAAUCAUCAUCCGCCUUUCCCCUUAGUAAGUUUAAAUAAACUUAGUUUGAGUUAGAUGAUCUUUCUUUGCAUUUAAGUUUACUAGAAACUAUUACACAUUAACAGAACUAAAGUAGGGGGUGUUUAUAACCAAUAAAAAUUUAACUUAUCAAAAAACUACAUCGAUGAUUACUGAGCCCUUGAAAAAUGUUCAUGCUCAAAGCUUUAUACCUACAUUCUCAUAUCCAUAAAGCUUUAAUUUACUUUUAUUAUUUUUUUAGAAUAGAAGAAACAUAUUUUUUUCUUUUAACAGAAUCGCAAGAUAAUGUUCAAUGUACAUUAGACUGUGCUCGUUUUGCCAUCAUAUCUAACGACAGAUUGGUGCUGUCUCUUAAAGGGGGAGAACUGUGAGUAUGAGGUCAAAUAAGUAAGAAAAUUAAAAUGUUCAGGAAAUUAAACAUCAUUUGUGACAAAUUAUUUUCUCAAUGUUAGUGCAGAUACCUCUAAACGAGAGGCACCUAUGUGUAAGUGUAAUCCCAGGGUUGGCAGUCUCCAUCUAUAAGCAAAUUCAUUUAAAAUUAUUUUUUAAAAUUAUAUUCUUUAAUUAACAAAUUGUCUGUAAAGAAAAAAUUCAUCAAGAGAUACUUUCAGCCUGUUGGUUUGUAUGUUUAUAAGGUAAAAUAAGACAAUCUACUCUACUGCUUAGAUUUGUUUUUAAAAUAAAAGUAAAUAAUUGUUUUAAAUUUCCCAAAAGAUAUGUCCUGACAUUGGUUGUUGAUAGAAUGAGAUGCAUGAGAGACUUUCACUUUGACCGUGCAGCUUCAAGUGUCCUUACUACCAAUGUAAGUUUUUGGUUCAUAUUCUUUACUGCUUUAGACCUCUGUAGAAUGUAAAAAAAAAUUUUUUAAAAUGCAUACACAUCUUUGGUGAUGUGCGUUUUUUCUCCCUUCUUUUUUGAAUGGGGGAUGAGGUGGGGGGGGGUGGAGGGGUGGGUGGCACACCUGUGGAAGUUGGAGAGUCUGUUAAAAAGUAAUAUAAAUUUAAAAAAAUGUUUAUUUACCUUUCAAUUCUUGAAAAUAAUCUAUCUGCUCAUUGUACCUGUUUUUAAAUUUCUAUUUAAAUUAUUAAAUUACUAUAAUACUUUUGAAAAGGAACAUGAAAUGUUAAGAUAAACAAUUUGAUAGAUUAAUAAUUCGAUAGAUUAAUAAUUCUUGUCUGCAUAGGAACUAUAAGCUGUUUCAACUUCAAUCCUAAGGAGUUCCCUUUAAAAAAAAACAACAACAAAAACACCACUCCUUAGUGUCACUUAAACUAUAUUCUGGUUUGUAGUUAAACAGAUGCACAAAUACAAAAAUACUAUUAAAUAUUAGCCAGUUUACUGAAAGCAUACAAUUUUAACAUGACGUUUUCUUCUGUAGUUAACCUUCUUUUCAAAAAAACAUACCAGUUAACUGAAAGCACACAAUUUUAACAGAAACCCAUAAUGGCCAAUUACAGAAAUGUUUUUUUUGGUGUAAAAUUAAAUCAUUACUGUGUUAAAUUAUUUUUGUUUCAAAUGAAACUGACUAAAAUGUAAUGUGACUCAGAAAACCAUUUUUCCAAUUAAUGAAUAAAUGAAGUUCAAGCUCAUAUGGAAUAUUUUUAUCUUUGAUAACAUAUAAAAAUUAGUGACUUCCCUAACCCCAUUGCCGGAACGGGACGCAGUUAAUGAAUUUGUUAAUUUUAGAUGUGUGUUUGUGCUGAUGGGUAUCUGUUCCUGGGCUCUCGACUGGGAAAUUCACUUUUACUGAAGUACACAGAAAAGUCUUCAGGGACUGUCAUACAGGCUGAGGAGAAGAGAUCAGGGGUUUCAACAAAUAAGAAGAGGCGAGUGGAGGGUCUUGAACAGCUAGGUAUUUCAUCACCUCUAAUGCUCCUGUUUUUAGUGUAAUCCAGGGCCUUGCGAAGCUGGCACCUCCCUCGGGCCCUAUUUUUAAAAAGGUGAAAAAAAUCAUAUUUUUGUUCAUCGAAAAAGUGUUUUAAGCUUAUCGUUUUUGGGAAGAGGGGGCCAAAAUGCACGCUUUGAUCCUGGGCCCAGCAUUUGCAUGUCAUGGCCCUGGUGUUACCUAGAGAUGGGGGCUUAUUAUUUUUUUGCUUUUCUCCUCUCCAUUCACUUCAUGACUCUACGCAUUUUGAGACUUGUAUCCUGAGCUUCUGGACAUACCUUUGGAAUAGUCAAUUAAAUUCUUCAUUUUCUUCCAUGUGUUCCAUAUGACGUUGUUUGUCUAAACCUUUGAUAAUUUUGAGCCUUUUAGUCUCUGAAUUAGGGUUUCUAAUCACAUGUCUUGGACGACUUGGUGACUGAGUUUGUAAUCCAUUUUAUUUGAUCGGCAGCGUCUGAUGUGUCUGAAAUAGAAAAUGAUGAUGAGCUUGAAGUUUAUGGAGCAUUUGAAACCCAACCAGGAACCAAGAUUGCAUCAUAUACUUUUGAGGUGAGGAACUUGUGAGCUGUUCAUAUAGUAAAUAAAUAUAUGCAAAUAUUUAGGCAUCGUAGAUUCAUCAUCUUGGUGGUGUCUUCCAUUAAGUAUCUAUAAAUAAACAUCUUGUAGUGUUCUCCCAUAGAUUAAUUAUCUUUUGGUGUCAUCCCACAGUUAAAUUAUCUCUUUGAGUUAUCAACUUUUCCCAACAUCUAAUAAUCUGGAGAAAAGCACCUGUAUGCUUUUCUUAAGUAGCAAUCCUCAUCUGAACUGUUUAAAUUUAUCUUUAAUUGUUUUUCCAAUAUUGUGAAGGUUUGUGAUAACAUCUGGAACAUAGCACCUUGUGGACAGGUUGCCAUGGGAGAGCCUGCAUUUCUAUCUGAGGAGUAUAGCUCUCAUAUAGACCCUGACUUGGAACUGGUUACCACAUCUGGGCAUGGUAAAAAUGGAGCUAUAUCUGUCCUUCAGGUGAGUCUGGUUAAAUAAGGCUAAUAUUUAUAUUAAACAUCAAACAAUAAACAAUAAUUAUUACUUGUAUUACUUGUUCCCAUCCGCAUUUCAAUAAUUUGAAAUGGUAUUUGCAUAAUGAGACACAUAUUAAAUGAAUUAGAAUUUCCUUUAAAACAUAUGCAAUAUUUAUAUAUAUGGAUGGGACUCAUUAACCUUGGAUAGCAACUCUUCUAAGAGAGGGCAAAAGUGAAAUUAAACCUGGAGAUGGAGUCCCGUAGGUGUUUUGACAUUGUGUGACAAAAUCCCACUGAUCUUUAAAAUUUCAAAAUAUAUUUAGAACACCUUCUUAAGAAACACACCCCCCCCCCUUCCCCACCUUCAAAAAAAAAUACUGUUCAGCAUGAAUUAUAUAUAUAACUACACUUCUAAAUCUAAAUAGUGAAGUUUUUUUACUGGGACCUUUAAAAUUUUAAUUCUUCUGACUAUUUAGUUGGGAAAAAUAGUGAUAUAUGCAGGCUAAAAAAGAUACAUAAAUUAUUAUGCAUUCAUCUGUUUUAAUGAAAUGGGAUAAAUUCUAGUUAAACUUUUUAACAAUUUUAACCACCCCACCCAAAAAAAAUAAUAUCUGCGUCUACAACUAUUCUAUCUGCUUAGGUUGACCUAAAUGUAACUUGUGCACCACCAGUAUUAAAAAAAAAAAAAAAAAGGGAAAUCUGAAUUUCAAUAUAUCUAAAAAAUUAAGGACAUGGUUAAUGAGCUUUCAUAUGUGAUUGAAUUUUCAGCAUAGCAUUCAAAAAAAUAAUAUCUGCGUCUACAACUAUUCUAUCUGCUUAGGUUGACCUAAAUGUAACUUGUGCACCACCAGUAUUAAAAAAAAAAAAAAAAAAGGGAAAUCUGAAUUUCAAUAUAUCUAAAAAAUUAAGGACAUGGUUAAUGAGCUUUCAUAUGUGAUUGAAUUUUCAGCAUAGCAUUCGACCUCAGGUGGUCACAACAUUCUCACUCUCUGGUUGUAUUGAUAUGUGGACCGUUCACUCAGCCACAAGCCUAAAUGACACGGACGAGGAUGCCCAAGAAACAAAAACUUCUAGUGCAGACAGUGCUCAGGAAUCUGCCGUUGGUGGUGGUCACGCGUUUUUGGUCCUUAGCAGGCGUGAGUCUAGUAUGGUGAGUAUUUAAAUAUCAUUUUAAAAGAAGGAGAAAGAAAAGAUUUGGUGAAUGUUUAGCUAAAACUUUUGUGAGACUUAAAAUUCAACACAGGAUAAAUAUUUUAUGACCAGCAACAUGGGUGGUAACUCUUCUACCUUGUCCACUGAGUUCUCCUAGAGAGAUAUAAUAUAUUUAAUAUAAGACUAGUUAUAUGUUGGAGCUCAAUUUGAGACAAACCAAACAACAAACAUCUUUGUAUUUGCACAUAUAGAAGUAUGCAAUAAAAAAAAAAAUUAAAUGUUUUAUGGAUAAUAUCAGUGUAAAUUUUAGAUCAGACAUACCACAAUAUCAUUGCUGUUUUAAUUCUCUGAUUUUUCUUUGAUCUUACACAAUUUAGACCCUUUUAGAGAAUAUUUAGAGAUGUGUAUCUAUUAGCCUGAUGCGUGCUGUACCCUAAAUAAAGAUGGGCACGCUUUAUACUUUAUUUUCUUCAGGUUUUGCAGACAGGGAAUGAAAUUAAUGAACUUGAUCACAGUGGAUUCAGCACCCAAACAUCAACUGUGUUUGUCGGGAACAUCGGCAAUAAGCGAUACAUUCUACAGGUUUCACCCACUUCUAUGAGACUCUUGGAAGGAAGUAAGUCAGAAAAAUAUACAAACAGAUUGGAGGUUAUUGGUCUACACAUAGGGUGUUUAAAAAAGUUAUAAAAAUGAAAUAUUAUUUUGUAUUUAUUUAUAUAUGUGUUCAGUGAAAAAGUAAAGGUUUUCUUUUUCAAUGGUGAGUCAAAUGUCAGUCCAUUCAGAAUUCUGACGAUUUCAAAUAAUGGAAGUUUUUGGUUUCACAUUUUUAAGUAACAAUACAAUUUCUCCAAAAAAAAAUUGUAAUCCACUGAGACGUUUUUUUCAAAUAAUGCACAAUGCCGGUUUUUUAGUGUCUGUUUUUUUGAAAGGGCAAACUCAAACGACCAAGUUUUCAAUUUAAAAAAUCUUGAGCAUUUCUGUUUGCAUUUAGAUCAAUGAGACACAAACAAUUUUUGUAAAUAAUACAAUAAAUGUUAAGCUUUAAUUAUGGUAACACAAAAUACAAAGUCUAAUGUUUCGUCAAAUGCCUUCAUCAGUACAACAAAAAACAUUAAUAUAAAUAUAAAUUAAAUGUACAUAAUGUAUAUAUAUUUAUCCUACUUAUACCUAAAAAUGAAAGUAACGAAUAAAAAUGGGCACAAGUCCCUAAUGAAAACAAAGGACAGAAGAGCAAGAAUGGGCACAAAUCUCUAACAAAACAAAGCUCAGAAGAUCGGAAAGAAAGUGGGUGGAAGUAAAUUUGUAUUUAUAAUUAUUUUUAAAAAUCUUUUCGUUUCAGUUAAACAAAUUCAACAUAUACCUGUUGACUUAGGCUCAUCGAUACAAAGUUGCUCUGUCUGUGACCCUCAUGUUGUAGUGAUGGGAGCUGAGGGGCAAAUGAUGAUGUUUACACUGAAAGAUGACCGUCUCAUGGGAGGUGCCAGAUUGUCGGCCAGUAAAAUGCCAAUACCACAAGUAUGUAGCGUUUUACAAAAAAUAUAAGAAGAGGGUAAAGUGCAUGUGUUUUUAAUGGUGGGCAUCACCUUCAGAAAAAAAUGAUAUCACAAUCUGGAGUAGGGUAAAAUGAUUAGAAAUAGACGUCCUGAUGAAAAUAAACAUCAUUUAAAUUGAGAUUUAUAAUAAAGCAGUUCAGAUUUUCUAGAAAGCCUUAAAAAAAGUUUGAAAAUACUAUUUUGAAUUGACAAAUCAUUAUAUUCAACAAGUCUAAAUAUGAAGCAAAUGCUAAAAAUCAUCAUGAACUUUCAAAUGUAGCUCAGUUCAAAGGGUUUGCAAGAAGUAUGCAGAAGCAGAUCUGUGACCAUCUAGCUUGCAUUUUGUCUAUGGGACUGUUUUUACAUACUGUUAUAUUAUUUUGCAAAUUUAUCAGUUUUAAUAUUUGGCUCGUUUGUUGAACAAUACAUAACAAAGGACUGAAAACUUGAAUACAAAGAAAAAUGAUAGCAAAAUAUUAACAAUAUUCAAUUUAAUUUUACUAUUAAAUUUAUGCAAAAAUUCAAAAUCAAACAAUAAAAAAUAAAAUAUAUAUUCACUUUCAGCACAGCAAGUGUAAAAACUUUUGGGUCGCCACAAUGCUACAUUGAAGUAAAAUUGGGUCAAAACAAGGCUAUAACACUGUUCACAUCAGAUUAUCACAGCAGGUUGUCUAUAAGACUGGUCCCAUCAGAUAAUCACAAUAGGUUGUCUAUGGGACUUUUCCCAUCAGAUUAUUAUAGCAGGUUGUCUAGGGGACUGUUCUCAUCAGAUUCUAAUUCCUCAUAGACACUGUUAUGAAUUUAACUCAGAAUAAGAGGCUGUAUAUACCUUUUUGCUUAAUGGAAUAAGAUGCAGAGUGAUGUAAACCCUAUCUUAUGAAGAUUAUAACAAAGGUUGAACAAUACAUGGAUGAUUUAUCCCCAUUAUGCUAAUAAAAUGUAAUAAUUAAUGAGGAAUAAAACAUAAGAAAUGGUUAAUGCACAGGUCAAUCAAAUUAGGCCUGAUGUGGAGAAAUAGGUUAACGUUUGCUGCCUGUAAUAGAUUCAGGCAGAGAUACAAAGCCUCAUGGCUAAAUGAGUUUUAAUAGACUGAUAUCAUUAAUUUCAUAUCAAAUUAUGUUUUUUUCAGGGAACAUUUAAACAUUUAUUUAGACAGCCAGAAUAGUGUCAGAAACAGAGUGAAACAAUUUCUUAUAUAUGACUGCCUAUAUAGACAAAGCUAAAGGUCACAUAUAUCUCAUUGCCCCACUGACAAGUUAUUUUAAAAAUUUUUUCUGUGCUUUGCUUCCCACAGAAACCACGCAUAUUAGCAGUGACCACCUAUAAAGACUACAGUGGUCUUUUUGUCACGGAGACUCCUAAAGCUGAAGAUUUAGUCACAAAAAUUGAGCAAGUGAGGCCGGCUGAAAAGGCUCCAAGUUUCAAACCAGAGUAAGAGUGAAUACAGUUUUAAUCAUGAUUUCUGUUGUUUGUUUUCUCCAAGCAAUGUGUGGUUUACAUCUGUAUCAGAGCUGCACCCAAAGAGCAUACUGCUGAAAAGAAAAGAAAAGCAAUAUUCACACAUUUCUUUUUAAAUAAAAGAUUUGACCUAAUUUUUUUACAAACAUAAUAUUUUUUGUUCAUUGGCUAUAUUUUCAAAUUAUCUUUAUUCAUUUUACAAAUAAACUAUAAUUUCUUAUGUGCAAUAGAUACUUAUCUCAUCCAAUUUAUUAACUUUAAUUCUUUUUUUCCUUCCUCUAAUUAUACAGUGAAGUAGAUGAUGAAGAUGAACUGUUGUAUGGGGACACUUCAAUAUUCACUGUGCCGGAAAAGAAGCCUAGUGGAGAUGCAAAAGAUAUGUAUGUCUUCACUUUCACCAUCCAUCAUAUUGUCUUCUAACAUUUUGUCUUUUUUACUGUUUUAAGCUAACAAUCGGUAAUUGGAAAUAAGCUUUUAGAAUUGUUCUCUUUCAUACUUACAUUUCCAGCUAAUGGAUUCAAAGUCAAUUAAAUAAUUAAUAUCACAUGAGGUGUUGAAGCAGUAGAUAUGUCUUAAUCCUUUUUCAAAACGUGUUCUUAAUUUAAUUUUUUUUUCAAUAUUUUAAAAGGACACUGGUACUCUAUAAUUUAUUGUUUUUACACAGCAUUGAAUGAUAGUGGGCGAUGUUAUCAAAUGAUGCAUUGAUGAUCAUCAUUGAAUUUUUACUGAAACUUUUUAAAGAAGCUUUCACACUUUUUACAUUGCAAUUAACAAGUUUUUUUUGUAAACACUAAUUGACAGACAACUUGAGACCAAGAAAAAGGAGAUUAAAGUAUCGUCAUGGCUACUGAUAUCUAGAGAACAUGGGCAGCUUGAGGUAAAGACCACCAACUUGGGCUUCCAUUUAGUGCCAAAUAAAAUAUCUUGAAAUUAUCAUGUUUUAAAUACACUUUUUUGAUGAAAUCAAAGUGUUGAAUGACAAACAUUUAAAGAUCAGUAGUUUAUUUUGGAAAUGUGAAGCAGGGGGGGUCUAAUGCUCUAAAUAUAUAGUAGGUUUUUUUAAACUUACAUUGCUUUGAAGAGGAGCCCGUUUGGGAGUACUGAUCAGGUUUGUUUGAAACUGUGUGGGGCAAGGAAAUUAAAAAAAUCAAAAUCCUUUCAUGUAUAAUAUAUAGAUGGCACACAAAGACAUCAUAGUUCCCUAAUUGCCGUAUUUGGCUGUUGAUUGAAUACUUCCUUGAGGUGUUGUUUUUAAAAUAAGUUAUCACACAAAGGCACCAGACAUAUCGUACCAUAACCAAAUGUGGUAUCCAUGUAUCAACAAUUGAUAAAAUUCAAGAUGUGGUUGUCCACAGAUAUACAGUUUGACAGAGUUCAAACUGGUCUACACAGUCAAAAGUUUUCCACUUGGUCAAAGGACUCUGGUAGACAGUGGGCCAUCUUUUGAUCCUACCAAAACAGGGUGAGUCAUGCUUUUCAAAGAAGUAUUUUUUUAAUCUAAUCAUACUUUCAUUAGUAUCUUCUUUUUGCUAGUGUUCAAAGACUUUAAGUUCCACCUAAAUAAAUAUAUAAUGCAUUAUGUGUUAAACAAUGGUUAGAAAAUGAGAUAUAUUUUUUUUUUUUAAAUAAAGGGUUAUACUGGAAAGAUAAUUAGGUUUUUAAACUUUUGCAGGAUGACUUCAGAGAAAACCAGCACAGGGGAAAUGCCUGUUGUGAAAGAAAUUCAAAUGUUUGGCCUAGGACAUAAUAAAUCACGUCCUUAUCUCAUGGUUUGUGGCAUCAAAAGUUUUCACUAAAUUUAUGCAUAAUAUACAAUAAUGCAGUGGCGUAGCGGGGGGGGGGGGGGGGGGGGGGGGGGGGGGGGGAGUGCGGACCACACCGGGUGACACCAUCGCUGGGGGUGAAACACCAAAUUGAAUAAAUGCAUAUUUACAAACUGCUUGGUCUUACCAAAUUUCUAAAAAGAUCACAAGUAAAUUUUCCACACAUGUAACCAAUCCCAAUGCGUGCUUUAAUUGCGUCAGAAAUGAGGUGACCUAUAAUUAGGUCAGAAAACACCGCUUUAGCCAUGACUCAACACCGAUUGAAGUGUUUGGUAAGUUUCGUAAGUGACGGGAAGCUAUUUUUAUCUAAAUUCUGAGAAAUAAAGCUUGUCAUUGAUACUAAAUACCAUGUGGUCGGGCAAUUUCUAAGUACAUGAAUCAAUCGGUAACAAGUAAAAACAUGAAAAAAUAACUUUUUACUCAUGUAUAGGGUUAAAAAAAUAAUAUUUUCAAAUAUCUUUUAAUAAUUAAUUUAAUUUUUUUUUUUAAUGUUUUUGAAACCAAAUAUAUAGAAAUCCAGAAAUACUAAAAAAUUAAUAUUUUUGCCGAUUUGUCACUAGCACCGUCCCUUAAAAUUUGACCCUGAUUGUCAUAUUUUGAAACUUGGGUUUUACCUGCCACCUUUUGUGUGUUUUAUUUUGGAUAGUGCUCUGAUUGACUGUUGCUUUUGCACUGUCGAAAGUAAUUAUUUCGUUUAUUAUCUACAACACAAUGCAAUGAAAGCAUUUUUAUUUUUGAGGACUAUUCUAUCAUGCCACAGGCUUGCACAAAUCUAAAAGGCCUAGUGGCUGCCAGAAGUGAAAAGCAAAAAAGAAGCGAUGUGACUUACUAAAAUCACUACCAGGAUCCAUGAUGUGAUAUGUCAAGAAACUAAAUGAUGACCAGGGUUAAUCAAAUGAUGUUCCUCAGCCUACCACUGAUUCAUUGAUACUGAUUCCUCCGAUAUGAUGUUCCUCAGCCUACCACUGAUUCAUUGAUACUGAUUCCUCCGAUACCAGCAGCAUGCAUUCUAUAGUACAGAAAAUGGAAGAGAUUGACGUGGAAUGUUGAUUCAAACCAAGAUACUGUAAACGUGAUGCUUAAUGACAAAAACCGUCACAUUUGAUCACAUGCUUCUCUCUGGGAUGUACCAGUUCCAGAUUAUUUUCUGGUCUGAAAUUAUUAAAAUAUGGAGUAUAACCUCGUUUCAGAUCAAAGACGGACCAUUCAGCGUAGUGACAAGGGAAGAUGGUAAAUCUAAAGGAGAUGUGCGCCAACUAACAAAACAAUGGAUCUACAGGAUGAUGCCAAAUGACGAGAAAAUGAUGGGAUCGUGGAUGGUUUAUUCACUCAUCAGUCAGCAAUGGUUGUUUUUUUUUUUUAUGCAGAUUGUUUGCUGUUAAUGUUACAGAAUCAACAUCCAAAUUUGUUACAUGGGUUUAUAAGUCGUGGAAACUGAGCCCAAAUUUUACAAAAAUAAUGAGGCAUUGGAAAAGCACCUAUGUCGCCUUGAAAAAUGGAAAAAAUUGUCAGCAGGACAAAUCUAAAAACAUGAUGGACCAGAUAUAAUGAUAUGCAGAGCUCAAAGUUACAAGAAUACUGCCACAAUGUCUGGGUUCCAUUGACUUGCCCAGGCCAUUCUAUAAAGAAAAAAUAAGAAAGCAAUUAGUAAUGGAUGUUUGGGCCAUUCACUUAACUUGUGUGGUCAACACUCUUUUGCCAAAAAAGGCUUCAUGUGUUUCAUUUGUCGAUACUCUUGAAAGAAUAUCUUCCUUCUUUGAUGCAUUCACUCAUUGAAAAGAUGUUUUAAUUGUACACUGUAAUGUCUGUGAAAAGAAUAAGAUUGUCAACAACAAAUUGGAGUACUCAUCAUGCUGCUGUUAAAACAGUGAAAGAUAAGUUUGAUAAGCUCUAUGAAAUACUCUUAAAAAUUUGGAUACCAGAGGUACAGCGCAAGGUCUUUUGCAUGCUGUCUGUGAUUUCACAUUUAUCUGCUAUCUUUACCUUUGGGCUGAUCUACUUGAGGAAGUUAUCUUACACAGCAGUAUCUGCAGACUAAAGGCUUUACUCUUGUGUCUGCACGAGAAGCGCUGUCACUUGAUCGAACAUGCUAAUGAAAAGGCACUUUUAAAAUCAAACAAAUAUGGAAUUUCGGUAGAGAGAAGAUUAAAGUUUAAGAAGAGAAUGGAAAGGGAAUAAUUAAUAGAUGCUGGACUCUCUUUGCGAGAAGAAAACAGUGGGGAGAUGCUGGAGUGUAUUAAUCACUUUCAUUCUGAAUGCUAGAUCAGAUUAUCAGCGAUCAAGGAAGUAACAGAUAUAUUUAUGGAUGUUCAACCAAAGAGUCUACUAUCAGAAAGUGAAGAAGAGUUAUUGGUUAUGUUCCAGAAUUAACCUCUUUCUAUGAUGAGUUAUCAGAGGAUGAACUUUUUAAAAUAAAUACCAACGCUUAGAGGAAACUUAACAGGCAGCUGAUGUUGAAGUCAUAGACUUGUCAGUAUUUGGUAUUUUGAAAUUCACAGCUAAACAGGACUUCCUAGAAUCUCUUCCAAUACUCUUGCUAAGCCUUCAAAUGUUUCUUACGAUCUGUGUCUGUGGCUUCAUGUGAGCAGAGCUAUUCAAAACUAAGGCAUAUCAAGAACUAUUUACAAUCCACCAUGCAGCUUUGCAUCUUUGAAGACCAGGAAAGGAAAAUUUUAAAUAAAGUAAAUUUAAUGUAAAAGUAACUAGAACUUAAUGUUGUUACAGUUCUUAGAUACAUUUACUUCCUGACCUUCAAUAAAUUUUUUCUUGUCAUUGUUAUACUGUGGACUUAUUUUAACAAGAAGAAAUCCCUCGGGGGUGGGGGGGGUGUUUGGGUGGAGAGAGAGAACGAUGAACCAACCCUAGCUACGCCACUGCAAUAAUGUAUAGGUGAUAGUCUCAAACCUAUGUGGAUUUUAUUACCAAUUCCAUUUACGUCUGAACAUGUCAGAAAUUAUAAAAAACAUUUUAUGACUCUAAAUUUAUUGAUACAUCCAAAACAUAUUUAUGGCUUUGAAAUUGAUCUACUGAUUAUGGACCCCAUUUCAUUUGAGAUUAACACAUUCAUAUUUUACAGGCAAGAGUCGAAGAAGACUUGCUUAUCUAUGAGGUCUUCCCAAGGGUGCCCAGUGCAGCAGACAUUCAGAUGACAGGAGAGCACCUUCGUAUCCGUUUUCACAAAGUAUCACAUGAAUUAAUUCUGCGAGAGAAACCGUCGCACGCGCGGAGGAAGGGUGAAGACGAUGAUGAGCCGCCUGAUGAGAACACGCCUCCUGACCACAUCCAGCAGCUGCGAUACUUUGAUGAUGUGUCUGGCUACUCUGGGGUAGGAUCAAUUACAGGAUUAGAUUAUUUAUACAAACCAGUCCUCAUUCUAGCAAAGAAUGAAUGAUAAAAUAUUAAAGCAUUACUUAUUACUUUACUAAUGACCUUAUGGAAAAGAUGAAGUUACCAGUUCUUUAAGCCCUAAUUCAGUUCUUGUUUGUAUGAAUGUAAUUUGGCCUUGCUACCACAUAAUACUACUACUUUAUAACGCUGAAUCUUCUCUUUUAUGAUUAACUGUACAAAACAUUGAUAGACAUUGGUUUGAAUUAUACAAAGUUCGUUCAACCACGCAUGAAAUACACUUCCAAAAGGCUGCAGCUAAGUUAUGAUACUUGAAUUAGGCAGGUGAUUAGACAAAGUUGGCCAGAAAUCUAAAUCUAAAAAUAAAUAAAUAUAUAUCUCAAAUUACAACUUUUACCAUUCUGAUGUACACAUUUUUUUUGCGUGUUUAUUAUAUCCAGGUAUUCAUAUGUGGCCCUUAUCCUCACUGGAUGUUUAUGACAAGUAAAGGAUCUCUUAGGAUUCAUCCCAUGGGGAUUGACGGAUGGGUCACCUGCUUCGCCCCAUUCCACAAUGUUAACUGUCCCAAAGGAUUUUUAUACUUCAACAGAAAGGUCUUUUAUAGCUGCAUUAUAAACAUUUAGAGCAUACUAUUGCUUAAGUUAUUCACGCCAAUAAUUUAGCACAAUUAAUGCACACUAUUACUAUGUGAUCAGCAUUAUUUUUAUCCAGUAGCCAUUUGCACAUGUGAUUGCUGCCAUGUUGUUGUAGUCUGGUGUGUUCGCAGGUAGUUUAGGAGUAAGUCCUGAGUUCUGGGAAGUGGAAAAGGUGAUGUGUUACUGUGAUACAUGGCAAUUAUUUAAUCAUGGAAAAUACGCAAUCAAAGAAACUAUUACUACAGUGAUGCAUGGCCAUACUUGAAUAAUGAAAUGCAUAUAUAUGGCAAUAAUUUAAGAAAUGAAAUGUACACAAUUAAACCAUAUUAAUUUAGUAUCAUUUGGUGUUAGCUCACCUUAAAAAACACAUUAUUUUUUUUAAAGGAAGCAUAUGUCAAAAUCAAUGAAAUGGAGAUAUUUUUUUUUAAUUUGUCAGUCUGACCUGUGUAUCUGUGUGCUCCCAACUCAUGUAACAUAUGACGCUCCAUGGCCCAUUCGUAAAGUACCUCUCAGGUGUACACCCCAUUACAUCACUUAUCACAGUGACAGCAAGGUAAGCAUCCAGAUAGCUGUGGCACUAAAUUAUUGUAGCUGAUGAUAUUUUGUGUCAUGUGUUACUAAGGACAACUCUCUCUUUCUUCCUGUUAUGUUGGUAAAACUGCUAUCAAACUAUUUUAUUAGCCUGAUUUCUAUGAACUAUUACAAGAUCAUUUUCAUGCUAUAUUUUGUAUUCUACGUUUUUAAUGGAUUUCUGCAUGGAAAACAUUUCCCAACACUAUCUUAAGUGUAACUUCAGUUAUUAAUAUCAGUUGUGAAAGUGAGAAUUUAAUUUGAUCCCUGAGUUUAAAGCCUUUUCUUCCAUCCAAUAUGUUAAUAAAGUAUUUUGUUUCUAAAGAAAAAUAAUAAUUAUUUUUAUUUUAAUCCAGUGCUUUUAAAUUUUAAGAAAUAAUUUAAUUUGUCUCUGCUGCUUUUUCUAACAGCUUUAUGCUGUUGUUACAAGUAUAGAGGAAAGCACCAACAAGUUCCCCCGAGUUAUGUCAGACGACAGGGAGUGGGACUAUGUGGAAAGAAGUAAGUCAAGGGAAGAUUCAUUCAAGUACCAGAUUCGAAGAGUGAUUCCUGGGCCCAUCUGUGUUCCUGGCCCAUCUGGGUUCUGUCACAUCUGUGGUCAUCAUAUGUGUGUUCUGUCACAUCAGCUUCUAAUAUAUCAAAGCGAACCCAAUGACUAAAACAAAAUUUAGAUUUAAUCUAAGACACUAAGAGGGUUCUGUUGUAAAAUCUUUCAAUUAAAAUAGGUAGACGAUUUUAUUUUUUGUGUUUAGAUAUUACUAGGCAAUAUACCCAAGCCCAAAGUUUUCAUUAAAAAAUUGUGUUUAAAUUUUGGGAUUCAUAUGACUGCAGCAAAAAUAUAUAACAUUGCUUUUCAAAAAAUUCUCAGAUGAGAGGUUUAUAUACCCAAAUAUGAGCAAAUAUACCGUCCAGCUUUUCACCCCAAGUACAUGGGAGGUCAUACCAGAUACCAGGUAUUUAUUAUUUGUAUCAGAUACCAGGUAUUUAUUUGAACCAGAUACCAGGCAUUCAUUUUUUAUACCAGAUAUCAGGUAUAUAAACUGGAUACAGGUAUUCAUCAUUUAUACCAGAGUCCAGGUAUACAUUAUUCUUGUAGAUAUAAAUGUGUUUUUAAUGAAUGAAAACUUGUACUCUUGAGGAAACCAACAGGAAUUUGAGGGAUAAACAUUGUUGAGAAAUUAUUAGUACUAUAAACAUAGUUGAGAAAUUAUUAGUACUAUAUAAACAUUGUUGAGAAAUUAUUAGUACUAUAUAAACAUUGUUGAGAAAUUAUUAGUACUAUAACAUAGUUGAGAAAUUAUUAGUACUAUAUAAACAUUGUUAAGAAAUUAUUAGUACUAUAAAUAUUGUUGAGAAAUUAUUAGCACUAUAAACAUUGUUGAGAAAUUAUUAGUACUAUAAACAUAGUUGAGAAAUUAUUAGUACUAUAUAAACAUUGUUGAGAAAUUAUUAGUACUAUAUAAACAUUGUUGAGAAAUUAUUAGUACUAUAACAUAGUUGAGAAAUUAUUAGUACUAUAUAAACAUUGUUAAGAAAUUAUUAGUACUAUAAAUAUUGUUGAGAAAUUAUUAGCACUAUAAACAUUGUUGAGAAAUUAUUAGUACUAUAAACAUUGUUGUGAAAUUAUUAGUACUGUAAACAUUGUUGAGAAAUUAGUAGUAUCUUAAUUUUUGUGCAAAUAACUUUUCAUUAGGUAUGACUGUGAAGACUGGGAGCACAUCACUUGUUUGGAAAAUGCGCAGCUAAAAUCAGAAGGAACUAUUUCUGGUCUGAAAGGGUUCGUAACCAUGGGAACAGCUUACUGCAUGGGAGAAGACGUGGUAGCACGCGGACGUGUAAGUACUCAAUGUAAUCACAGUUAAGCAUUUGGUUGCACGUGGACAUAUAAGUUCUCAGUGGAAUCAAAGUUAAGCGUGUCACUUUUUUUUUUUUUUUGCUGAGGGUAAAGUCAAAAACAUCAUUAUGAUAGGGACUUGUGUAGUUCAGUCCACAUCACUUGAGAGUUACUGCAAGUCAUCUGGAAUAUAAAGGCCAAUAGAAUUCUAACAGUUUAAAGGGAUCUGAGACAGCUACUUGUUACACAUACUUUAUUAUUUCAAUUUUCAGAUCAUCAUACUCGAUGUCAUUGAGGUAGUUCCUGAACCAGGUCAGCCACUUACAAAGAAUAAAAUCAAGGUGCGUACAAUAUUCUACACAAGAAAUUAGCAAUCUUGAAGGGGUUUGAAAUUUUGUUUUUACUUUUUUGUACCAUGACUGAUGCGUGGUAAUAAUCUGGAUUGUAGAUGUCAUAAAAAUAAUAACUAGACAUAUGUUAUAGCUUUAAAUUGUCAUGUCUCAGUGUAAAAUUAUCAUGAUAGUAAUGUAUGAUUUUUUUAAAAUUGUCAUGUCUCAGUGUAAAACUGUCAUGUAAUGAGUGCAGUGAGGGUUUUAAAUUGUCAUGCCUUCUGUGUAAAAUUGCCAUGUAAUUAGUGCAAUGAUUAUUUUGACCAAUGGUUUGGAUGCACCCCUUGCUUGGGUUUGGUGGACUAUUUUCAAGUAGGAAACUUACUCUCUCAUGAGCAUCGCAAUGUGGUCAGCUGAUGUGUUUAUUUUGAACUGGGACUGGUUCACCAAACAACAAGCAGCUUUGUUGAUCAUGACCAAGACUUGAUCAUUUUAUACUUCUCUCGAUGGUAGUAGAGAAAGUUAACAGUAGUAAACUGAAACACAACUAAUCGAGUACAUUUAUUGCACUUACUUAUGGGACCCUGCAGCCAAAUCAGGGUUGCCAGGCGUCCAUAAAUUUGAGGACAGUGCUUAAAAAUUUGACCUUAAAUGACUUGUCUGUAAAAAUAAUAAAAUUUUAAAUUGUGGAGUUGGCUACCCAGGAGUUUUAUCCAGCCAAAUGUUUAAAAACUUUUACUUGUACAGUCAUCUGUUUUAUCAAUGAUCAUUUUCUGGUGAAAAAGUUUAAAUAUUUGAAAACUGACUUGAAUCUCUCAAAUAGGUGUUGUAUGAUAAAGAACAGAAAGGCCCUGUUUCAGCAAUAUCUUACUUGAAUGGUUUAUUGGUCACAGCCAUAGGACAAAAGGUAAAAACUAGUAGCUACUAAAGACACUUUGAAAUUUGAAUGACUGGUGCAGGCAAAUGACAUGGGCUGUAAGGAAUUAAUUAAAACUAUAGAAGGUGAUUUAACAUUGACAACCCCCACGAUUAAUUUCAAGCUAUUGUGAGGCAAUGUGAUGUGUCAUAGCUACUCCAUUACCCCCCCCCCCUCAUUGUGAGGCAAUGAAUAAAAAAAAAAAUUAAAUCAAACACACACCUUUAAGCAAAGUGGGAUAUGGGAGGGAGGGGGGGUGUGUGUGUGUGUGUGUGUGUGUGUGUCAUCACUUGACCCUGGUAAUGUGAUGUGUCAUAGCUACUCCAUACCCCCCCCCCUAUAAAAGUAUAAUUCUGCAGUCAGAUAAAAAUCCCGCCCUUCAAUAUAUGGGUAAAAUUACCCCCACCCCUUCCCACACUAAGGGUUGCAUUGAUUACGAAAUUGGCUGCUUACCAAUAAUUGGCCGAUACUGGUUAAACGGCCACCAAUUAAUUAUUUUAUAUUUGGCUUUGAAAUGCGUAUUAUUGAGGCCUAAUUAAUAAUUGUUCAUAGUUUAUUACACUAUUUUAUAAUGAAUUAUAAUAUAAAACAACAUAAUUAAUCACAAUUCCUAGAGUUAAUAUUUGGAAUACAGCAGUGUUUCACAAAAUUGGGCGAACACCCAACUUUAGGACAAUUUUAAGAAAAUGGGGUCAGUCAUAUUGACUCUGAGAGAUGGAGAUGUAUUUCAUUACAAAGACAGUAAAGUUGGGCAGGACCUCUUUCUUUUUAAAUCCUCCAACUGAGGGGACAUCAACCAUUUUUAGGUUAUUAGGUGGGGCAUGGUUCAAAAUAGUGGGAAAACAUUGGGGAAUGGGUCUAUGGGUAAACCAUAACAAUAGCCUUAAAAGGUUGAAGAACUAGAAGUAGAGGCCGGUCACUCAUACAUUUGAACCUUGGGCCUAAACGCACACAAUUAGACUCUGAUAGCUGGUGCUAAAAUGACCAACUAGCUCUCUGCAAAGUUAUUUUGAAUCUCAAAGUGAUGUAGCUGGUAGUAUGUCACUGGAAAUGAUCACUUGCACGUAUGCCAUCGCACAUGUCACAAUAAUAAUAAUAUUAUUAUUAUCUUUGAAUUAAUUUGCUUAAGUUUAUGUAAAGAUAAAUUUAUUUGAAAAUGCUGAGUCAUUGUGUCAACACUGACAGGUCACAAAAACAAAAAUACAAUUAUGGGGGGGGGGAGGCUAAGAAAUGUAAGAAAGCACACCUAGUCUCCCAGCUACGCUCCUAGAUAAAAUUCAAAGAGCACAGAAUAAUGCGGGUCGCAUUGUUUUUCGCAAACGCAAAUUCAACCCGGCUAAAACACUUCUGAGGCAGCUGCACUGGCUGCCGGUUUGCGCUCGCAUAGAGUACAAAAUUGCAACUUUGUGCUAUCGCUGCUUGCAUGACCUGGUGCCAUCUUAUCUCAAAGCACUCAUGACGCCUUAUGUAUCCACUAGAGAGCUCCGCUCAUCCGAUAGUGGCAAAGUAUCGAUACCGUGUGUUCGCCUUGAGACUUACGGAAAGCGCACUUUUGCAUUUGCCGGCCCAACAAUUUGGAAUGCCCUUCCAGUUCUCUCAGAAACAGCCAGACACUAGUGUGGUUUAAAACCGAUUUAAAAACACAUCUAUUUCGCAAACACCUUCUGGGGUGAUGCUAUCUACAUCUUUUUCCGUUAAUGUAUAUUGGCUUGUGUUGCUUAUGGUUGAAAUGGGAUAAAAGACCUUGACUUGGUAUGCUCGUAUGUAGUUUUAUAUUCUUGCGUCUGUUUUUAAAUGUGGUUGUUUGAGAUUGUUUUUAUUUCUCUUUUUUAUAUGGUUGACUUUGUACCGCGCUUCGAGCUUUUGGGGAUGAAGCAUGUUUUUCAAAUAAACUUUAUUAUUAUUAAAUGUAUGAAAGCUUGCCUAGUCUUGUACAUACAUAAGCUUGUAACCAUUUGAUGUGUCGGUGAAUUGUUUGUGCUGAGUUCAAAAGUGGUCUAACUUUUGGCCGUCACUCAAUUUCCCCAGAUUUACAUAUGGUCUUUAAAAGACGACGAUCUGUCUGGUGUGGCUUUCAUUGAUUCCCUCAUCUACAUUCACUCCCUACACGUCAUCAAAAACAUAAUCAUUGCAGCAGAUGUGCUCAAGAGCAUUGCUCUUUAUCGGUUUCAAGAGGAUCUACGAGUCUUGUCCUUUGUUAGCAGGGUGAGUAAAACUGCUCAUUUUGCUACUAUCUAAGAAUCAGGUCUGUAUGCAGAAAGUUUUGAAUGAGGUAUCUGAAAUUAUUAUACCCGGUAACACCAAUUCAAAUUGAUGUUUUCAAUUGUAAUUUGGCAGGAUUUUAAAUGCAAGUUGUUUUUUUUUUAAAGAGCACAAGUCUUGUUAGUUUACAUCUAUAGAAAAUUAACUUAUUACAACUGACAUAGUUGAAUAUGUACACACAGGAUAUCAAGCCAUUAGAGACUUACGCUGCUGAAUUUAUGGUAGAUGGGGACACACUCAAUUUUGCUGGUAAGAUGAAUUUUUUUUAGCCUGCUCAUUUGAGCACAUAUAGCCUAGUAAAUUUUUAAAUAAGGUACUUAUACUCUGAGGUGGCACUGCUCCUGCUUAUAGCUUAUGUCCGAAAAAUGGCACAUUUAAAAUUUUGAUGGCAUAAAAAAAAAUGUGUUGCUCAUUUUCAUUCAUAAAUAUAUUCAGUAAAAGAUUUUUCCCUUCCAGUUGUUUUCAUUUGAAAUUUCUUUUAGUACUUAAACUAGUUCAAAUCUACUGCUCCCACAUGCAUGGCCGAAGCAAACGAAAAAGCUGCGCCCAGGGAAAUUUUAGGUGCCCUCUUCCCGAAAAAGUAUACACAUAUUGUGCAUAAGAAAUUACAAUUUUGGGGCUCUCUGAAGAUGGGCUCUUCAUACCACCACCCCCACCCCCCCCCCAACCCCCCACCCUUUUUUUUUUAAGCACAGCCCUGCCUACAAAAGAUGGGCUCUUCAUACCACCACCCCCUCCCCCCCCCCAACCCCCCACCCUUUUUUUUUUAAGCACAGCCCUGCCUACAUAUACGAAAAUGUGAUAUGCAAUUUUGUACAAUCUGUAAAGAUUGACACAUCCAGUUAACACACAGUAUUUGUGACUUUGGCUUUAUGAGAGCCUUCUUUUCACUUGAAAUAAACUAUCAGGCUGAGUGAAUCAUUUCACAUACUUGCCUGAUUAGCUCAAAAUUUAAGCACUUUCUGCCCUUGCACACUGUAAAUUUUUUUACUUGGUCAGAAGGCCAGAGAUAGUGUUGAUUGGGUAGCUCUGCAUAUUCACAGGCAUCUGUUUUAGUUAUGUUGAGUGGGUAGCUCUGCGUAUUCGCAGGCCUCUAUGUUAGUGAUUUGAAUCAAUUAAUUUAUUAUGAUAUGUUAUUUAUAAAACUAUUGUUAAUACACCUAUUAGUGACUCAUAAGCUGUAUAUAUGGAAGCUUGUGAACAGGAUUGUAGCCACCUCAUAUAGGUCAAAUACUGACUAUAUUGGCCCGAGGAGUUGAUGUAGGCUGCUGCAAAAUGAGAGCUGGGCAUUAGUUGAUAUUUUAUAAUAUUUUGUACUGAUAUUAAGCUGUUAGUGUUAGUAUAAAUGCAAUUUUUAACUUUAUCUCCUCACAGUUACAGACAGAAAUAGAAAUAUAGUCAUUUUGGCUUACUUACCAGAAGGUAAAUGUCUGUGUUGAAAUGUUGGACUAUUGAACUAAAUCAAAAGAUUACGGUACAUAAAACAAGAUAUAAAGUAAUGUGACAACAGCUUCAUAAAAUCUAUUUUGGUUUCUUUUUAGUAGGGGUGUUCAUUUCUUAAUACCGGUAUUUCACUUGUCAUUCUGUGUGACUCAUAGUGAUGAUAGUUAUCUAAAUUGUUAAAUCAAUUCUUACUGCCACUUCUUCACAAUGAAAUAUCAAGUCCAGUUUUACACAAUAUGCUAUUUAUUUACUUUAAACACAAUAAAUAAUCCUUGAAACAAUAACAAUAAUAUCAGUAAAAUAAGUGGAUAUGCAGGUCCAAGAUAUAUAUGAUCACUCCUUAUUCAUUCACUAUAUUAAUAUGGGUCCUCUUUCUUCAAAAUGUCUUAUCAACUCUUACUUCAAUAUCAUGAAAUUUACUCUAGCCAAUAAAAUAAGUCCCUAACUUCAUACUUCACUCAAAUAUUUCUCUGCUCAGUCUUGUGUGCAAAAAUCAUGAGUGUUGUGUACAAAAGCAUGUGUUACAAUAUGCAUGGAUUAUUUACUUUACUUUGUUAAUGUUAAAUGACAUGUAAGCUGUUAGUUUUUAAAACCACUUGUCCAUUAAUUGACGAGAAUCACAAUCAUUUAUCAAAAGGUAAUAAAGAACAUAAGUGUAAUAUUUUCAACCUUUACUUUCACCAACAAGCGCUUUAAAUUUACCUCCCAAAAACUGUACAUACUUCAAAUUUGUAUAAAGGUUUUCUUCUCUGAUGAUUUGAAUUUAUGUUAAACCUCAUUUCCAUUCAGUCCGUGAAAGUCAUGGAGGCAAUAGACUGUUGAGGAGGGCUGACUUUAACAUCGGUAGCCAUGUGAAUACAAUGUUUAGGGCCAGGUGCAAGAUGGAGGAUCCAUCGACCAGCAAGAAGAAUGUCGCUGCUUCAGAGAACAAACAUGUUACCUACUUUGGUAAUUUCUUCUUUUAUUUUCCCCCUUUAGAGAUUUGUUAAUUGCCAGUCUCCUUCAUUAUUUCGAAUGAGGUUUUUGUGAUGCAAAAGUAUUAGCAUUUUAUCAUUAAAGACACACAAAAUAACACAAUUGUUUUCUAACUUUGGUAUAUGCACUAGCAAUUUUGGUCCAAAUUGUAAUUACAUUGACAGUUCAGUAUUUUGUAUCUUCACUUAGCAACUCUUGAUGGAAGUAUUGGUUAUUUGCUCCCUAUUCAAGAAAAAGUGUUCAGACGUCAGCAAAUGUUGCAAGGAUCAAUGAUCUCUCAACUGCCCAGUCCCGCUGGUCUUAAUCCCAAAGCUUACAGGUAAUCAACAAUUUUAUUUGCCUGAAAACAAUUAUUUUUGUAUUUAGCCCAUUUUAUUGUGGAUAAAAGGAAAAAGCUUUGAGUGCAGAGUAGACUGCUGCAGAAAAUAACACAAAUCUCUCAAUCGAUUUUGCUAUUUAUUUGGAUUUCAUUCAUAUUUAUUUGCUUUGUGUUGCAUUACAUACAUUGUCAAAAAAUUAUAACACUAAAAAAUCUUGGAUUCCUCUUGCUUAUCAGUAUAAUAACAAAGUAUUUGGCUGUAAGAUUUCUUGAUCUCAAGAAGUUUUGCCCCUUGUAAGACUCGAUAAGAACUUGUGCACCUUUUAAGACACGCUGAGAGUAGUGCACCUUACUGUACUUACAACAGUUGCUUAGUCUCACACCUUGCAAGACGUAUAUUUUAACAGUGAAUAAGAUAUUUAAGAAAAACUUCACCCUGAGCAAUCUAAUCUUUAUUCUAGAGCAUUUAAGAGCAGUCGAGUGGACACCAACAACCCAAUGCGUAAUAUAUUAGAUGGAGAGCUGUGUUGGAAGUUUUUAUAUCUCUCUGCCAUGGAGAAAACCGAAGUGGCAAGAAAAAUAGGUACCACAGUUGAUCAGGUGAGAAAGCUUUGAUACUUUCAUUUAGUUAGUUUUGACUAUGCCUACCAUUUGAUACUUUUAUUUAGUCAGUUUUUUAAUAGGCCUACCAUUUGAUACUUUUAUUUAGUCACUUUUGAUUAGGCCACCCAACUGACACUUUCAUUAUGUAAGAUUUGACUAGAUCUACCAUUUGACACUUUCAUUUAGUAACAGAUUUGACUAGGCCUACCAUUUGACACUUUCAUUUAGUCACAGAUUUGACUAGGCCUACCAUUUGAUACUUUCAUUUGGUCACAUUUUUUUACUAUGCCUACCAUUGCCACAUGUUUACUCCACUAUUUACCGGACUUACUAAUAAGAACUUCGUUUGUGUUUUAUAUCAAAUAUGCAUUCACCUGUCUUUUCCUCCUCUCAGUGAAAACAAAAUGCUCGAAUGGAUUGCUUUUUUUAAAUUUGUGUUUCUCUCAUUAUCUUGUGUCAAAAAUGAUAUAUCUUAAUUUUUUUCUUUGCAGCUCAUUGAUGAUUUGAUGGAUGAUGUAUCUUAAUUUUGUUCUUUGCAGCUCAUUGAUGACCUGAUGGAGUUUGAUCGUUUAACAGCGCACUUUUAGGUGAAACUGUCAGGAAUAACUUGUGUACUUCAAUUCACACAUGAUUCUUACAGAUGGUGUGGAAAGCCGUUGAUUGUUAAAGUGGCACAGAUAGGAUUCUUUUUCUUUAAAUAGUAUAUAUUUUUUUUUAAAGUGACUCUUCAAUGCACAUGGCUUUACAGACCAACUUAUAUGUCACUUGGAAGUGUUUAAUGCAACUAUUUUGUUCUGGAGUGUAACUGUCACUGAUAUCAAUAAAAGAAUUUUUGUAACAAUAAACUUAUAUGCUUUAAGUAUAUUUGGUUUCAUCUGUCUCAAGUCCUGCCACUUGAGAUUUAUUUCAUCUCAUUAGACAUUCAAUAAAGGAAUGAAGCACCUUUUGGUUUUUGCCACAUGAAUUUAAGAAAUGAAUAUUUGUGUAUGUAAAUAAUGUUACUGUUAAUUUUUAUAAGAUUCAUAUGUUUUUUAUUGUCUCAUCUGGAUUUUGCAUCAUAUCAUUAUUUUCAAUAGCAUAAAAAUGAAUCUGCCCAAAGUUAUAGCCUAUUACUACAGUUACUUUUAUGGACAUCUUAACUUACUGCUACUGAAUUUUUAAUCCAGUUGUAUUGUUUUGCCCCAAAAUUUUACUUUUCAUCAGUUCCAUGUUGAAAACAUUAUAUACGGUAUAUGUAAAAGUGAGUUGAAGAAUAAUAUGGAAGUUAUCCAUGUCAACUUCAUUUAUAAAUACAUUUUUGUUCAAUGAAAUAUGACAUUUGCUGUCAUUUUUUAUAAGGAAUAUUAGCAUUUAUUCACUAAUUUUAGGAUAUAGAUUUGUUUACUGGUAUUUAUUUUCAUUUCU
This is a messenger RNA of Lymnaea stagnalis (great pond snail), 30404 nucleotides long. The record is from the annotation of a GenBank genome assembly. Lineage: Eukaryota; Metazoa; Mollusca; Gastropoda; Lymnaeidae.